Molecule: messenger RNA, 1605 nt
Organism: Trichoplusia ni (cabbage looper)
Lineage: Eukaryota; Metazoa; Arthropoda; Insecta; Lepidoptera; Noctuidae
Product: peptidyl-prolyl cis-trans isomerase B-like
Exons: 6
Coding region: 791-1501 (236 amino acids)
Biological process (GO): protein peptidyl-prolyl isomerization
Cellular component (GO): intracellular membrane-bounded organelle
Molecular function (GO): peptidyl-prolyl cis-trans isomerase activity
Source: RefSeq, a predicted model, not a curated record
AUUUAAAUGUUCACAGUGUGAUGCUAGAUUUCGUAAAUCUGAGAACUUAACUGUACAUAUGCUUACAGAAAAUCAUAACAAAAUGUGUAUACAUUGUAAUAAGACAUUUGCUAGUGAUAAGAGACUGCGUCUGCAUCUGCAAAUCCAUAGAAAACUAAAACCAUUUCAGUGUACCAUUUGUAAUAGCAGUUUUCACAUGAAGAAAUAUUUGUCAACACACAUGCUGAAGCAUGGCAACAGGCAGUUUCAGUGUCCUGUUUGUAAGUUCAUGUUUAAAAGACAAGAUUUGCUCCAGAGACAUAUGAAGAACCAUCAGAAUAAGAAAAUGUUUAAAUGCCCUUUUAAAGAAACAUUGGAUUGUAAGAAAGAAUUUUGUCGCAGUGAUAAAUUAAAGUUGCAUAUUAAAUGUCAUACGAAAAAUAUGGCUAAGCUGACAAAUAGUAAAGUCAAAGUUACUCAGGAUGAGACUGCAGAGUUAGUAUAGGACACUAAUGCACAGACUUAUAAUUUAAACAUGUAAGAUUCUUGAAUAUCUAUGUUUAACUUAGUAUUUUCUUGAUGCAAAACAUUAAAACAAUGCAUAUUGCACACUAGAAAAUUACACCAAUGCAACAACUACUUUGAAUAAUCAAAAAAGUGUUAGAAAAGAUAAAGUCAAUAGUAGUUGUACUACCGUGCACAUGAAAGGCUUCUUUCAUAGACAGACAGCAAUAUUUAAUUAACUAGUAAGUCAGUGGUGCCCUGGAACUGGUGUAGAUUGGACACAUUUAACAAAGCAAAAAAAAUAAAAAUGGAGUAUCACAGUUCAUUCAUGAUUUUACUUCUUGUAUCAACAAAUCUAUUACUUUGUGAAGCUCGCCAGUUUCGUGUUACGGAUCAAGUAUAUUUUGACAUAAAAACUGAAGAAAAAGAUCUAGGUCGCGUCGUAAUAGGUUUAUUUGGAGACUUAGCGCCUAAAGCGGUGAAAAACUUUAAAUCUCUGUCUACCACUGGCAUACAAGGGAAGUCUUAUAAGGGCACCUCUUUUAACCGCAUAAUUAAAAGGUUUAUGGUACAAGGUGGUGAUGUAGUAGCAGACGAUGGAACAGGUUCUAUAAGUAUAUAUGGAGAAACAUUUGAUGACGAGAAUUUGGAGACACAACAUACUGGCGCGGGGUUUGUCUCUAUGGCAAAUAAAGGUCCAAAUACAAAUGGCUGCCAGUUUCUUAUUACAACAGUUGGAACACCAUGGUUAGAUAACCUACAUACUGUGGUGGGAAAGGUUGUGGAAGGUCAGAAUAUAAUACACAUGGUGGAGCACACCCCUACGGAUGUUGAUGACAGGCCUACAGUGCGCGUGUACAUCGCUGACAGCGGGCUGGUGCCAACACCGCAACCAUACUACGUGUCUGACGACCCCUACGAUCUGUGGGCGUGGAUCAAAGCGUCAGCAGUGCCACUCACCAUGUCCUUCUCUAUCCUCGGCUUCUUUCAUUGGAUGAUGAGGAAAAUGGAGAUAUGAAUAACUAUGUACAAUUUAUGUUAUUACCCAGUCACUUAAAUAUAUCAAUUUUAUAAAGGAAGGCAAUCUAAAAUCACUCAAAAUAAAAGUUUUGAUUUAAUCAA